This is a messenger RNA of Candidozyma auris, 1965 nucleotides long. RefSeq lists its product as uncharacterized. Bases 1 to 1965 code for a protein of 654 amino acids. Gene Ontology annotation, biological process: protein localization to membrane; vacuolar transport. The record is from RefSeq and is a predicted model, not a curated record. Gene Ontology annotation, cellular component: Golgi apparatus; membrane. Lineage: Eukaryota; Fungi; Ascomycota; Pichiomycetes; Serinales; Metschnikowiaceae. The transcript has a single exon.
AUGCUUUCUCAUAUACUAUUUCUUUACCUACUAGCGGUGAGUACGGCGCUUGACCUCAUUCACUCCAAACGGUACUACCAGAAAGGUGAGAGCGUUGAUCUCUUGCUAAAUAAAAUCGAGAGCGACCACACGCAAUUGCCAUAUAGGUACCAUGACUUGCCGUUUGUGUGUCAUGAUAAGACGAAAAGAGCAAAGACGCCCUCUUUAGGCGAGGUGCUAAAAGGAGACCGUUUGUGGGAGUCUAACUACCAACUUCGGUUUGGUGAGGAUAUACCCUGCGCUCGUCUAUGUGACAUGUCUGCAACACCCAAAGCUAUCAGCUGGGCAGACUCCCUCAUAAGAAAGGGGUAUGUGGUGCACUGGGUGCUCGAUGGGUUGCCUGGGGCAACGACGUUUCAAAGCUCCAACUCAAGGUCCAAGUACUACGCCGCAGGGUUUCCUCUAGGUUUUGUUCAGAACGACGUAUCGUACUACUACAACCAUGUUCUUCUCGUGGUAAGGUACCAUGUAGAGCAGAACGGGCUCUACUCAAUAGUGGGGUUUGAAGUUUACCCCAAGAGUGUCAUUGACGAGAGCUGUCCGGGUUCCUCAAAGAAUUUCAAGAAUUUUCCGCUUCAUUUAAAGGACUCAUCGGGGAAUCCAAAACAAGAUCGCACCCUUAUACCCUACACCUAUGCGGUUUACUGGAGAGAGGAUAAGUCUGUCUCCCACGAAAAUCGCUGGGACUUAUACUACGAAAAUGAUAAUUCAGCAACGUCGAGGAACAUCCACUGGAUUUCAUUGGUCAACUCGAUCGUGCUUGUAUGUCUCGUGUCACUUGUUGUGGCGGUGGUGCUUGUUCGCUUCCUCAGGACAGACCUAAAGGCAAGCCCCUUGAUCCCAACCGCCGAGGUGAAAGGUGAGCCUGCCAGCUAUAACCUGUGGCAAAGCUUGUCCAACGUGGCUAUUCAAAAGCCUAUGGGUGCCUUCUUGCUCAGUUGUUUAUGUGCUGCUGGUUUUCAAACGAUCAUCGCCAUGAUGGGGGUUGUGGUGAUUUUUGUAUUAAAUUCGAAGCUAAGCUUAGGAUCAGGCACAUCCUCAAGCAUUUUCUUUGAAAACCACCAAAGCGCUGUGUUUUCAACCUCGUUAUUAUUUCUAUUGGCUUCUGGAUAUGUCUCAGCAUACAUUGGUAUCAUCUUGCACAAGUUGUUGAGUAACGAACACCCAAACACGCAAUUUCCUUUUUCAAAAAUAUGCCGUCUCGGUUGCUUUUUUGCUGGUGGGCUUCCAUUGACAUUGCUCACUGCAAUCCUUUUUAUAAACCUAUUCGUAUGGGCUAAAGAGUCGUCUAACGCAUUGCCUUUUGGUACGAUCGUGGUGCUUAUAUUGAUGUUCACUCUUAUCCAGAUACCUCUCGGAAUCCUUGGAAGCUUUCACGGAAACAAAUUCACUUUCCUGAACAAAUCUUGCUUCAUUAAUUCAUACAGCCCACCAGACAAGGGAUUUGUGAAACGGAACUCCAACAAAACAUUAUUUUUCAGGCCAGUUCUCAGCGUGAUAGCUUUUGGCCUUAUUCCCUUCGGGAUCGUGUAUGUGGAUCUUUUGUUUAUCUUCAACUCGGUUUGGCUCGAGAAGACUACGUUCUACUACAUGUACGGAUUCUUGUUACUUACAACUGUACUAUUACUAAUAGUGGUUGCAGAGUCUACCAUUGUGGCUACAUACAUAACGUUGUCGGUGUUUAAAAACCCUGACUGGCAAUGGCUAUGCUUUCAGGUGGGCUCCAGCAUUGGGUGGUACAUCUACGCCUACACCACUUAUUACUUCAUUCGCUACCUACUGAUGAGUGACAUUGUGAGCGUUCUUAUUUAUUUCGCAUACAUGGCUUUGGUAUCUGCCGCCGUUGGUGUAGCGGGUGGAGCUGUUGGCGUCAUCACAGCUACAAUUUUUAUCAGAAAGAUCUACGGCGCGAUCAAGAUGGACUAA